AUGAGUAACGAGGAGCAUGAGGGCGCAUCCAUCGAGGAGCAGCUCAUCGAAGCCUGCCGGCGCGACAACGUCGAACUCCUGACCGAGCUCCUCGAAGACAAGGAAGACUCCGAAAUCACCAGGCUCCUCAACCAAACCACCACCGUCAUGGGGAACCACCUCUACCACGAGGCUGCCUCGCGCGACGACAUCAUCGACCACCUCCUCGACCAGCCCGACUUCGAAUGCGACCCCAUCAACCGCCAAGAGGGCGACACCCCCCUGCACUCCGCCAUCCGCUGGCUCAACGCCGAACCCCCCGCCCAGCGCCCCUUCGGUCACCACCUCAUCGACAUGAUGCUCGAGGCCGGCUCCAACCCGCGCAUCAAGAACAAGGGCGGCCUCACCGCCCUGCAGCUCGUCGACCCGCGCAACCAGGAGCUCCGCGACCUCAUCCAGAAGCACAUCUACGCCGUCCAAAACGCCGGCGACUUCAUCAACGUCAGCGAUAGCAGCAGCAACAGCGUCGCUGCGCCCGGCGGCGCGCCGCCCCCUCCGCCGCCCGGAGCGGCACCUCCCCUGGUGAACCACGUUGGCGCCCACGACGAGGAUGACGAUAUCGACGACGAUGCCGAGUUUAGCGGCAGCGACGAGGAGGAGCGAGCCGAGUGGGAGCGCAGGAGAAAGAACAGGCGGUAA
Molecule: messenger RNA, 678 nt
Organism: Trichoderma asperellum CBS 433.97
Lineage: Eukaryota; Fungi; Ascomycota; Sordariomycetes; Hypocreales; Hypocreaceae
Source: RefSeq, a predicted model, not a curated record